Messenger RNA from Phacochoerus africanus (Common warthog), 1821 nucleotides. It is a transcript of the gene CLK1, whose product is annotated as CDC like kinase 1. Bases 151 to 1614 code for a protein of 487 amino acids. Gene Ontology annotation, molecular function: protein tyrosine kinase activity; ATP binding. The transcript has 13 exons. Gene Ontology annotation, biological process: protein phosphorylation; regulation of RNA splicing. Gene Ontology annotation, cellular component: nucleus. The record is from RefSeq and is a predicted model, not a curated record. Lineage: Eukaryota; Metazoa; Chordata; Mammalia; Artiodactyla; Suidae.
UUUGCAGCGUCAUCUUGUUUUCCCGGAGAGCCCAGACGCUUCGGCAAUCGGCUCCAUUUUGUUGUUGGAACUUGUCGCUGCCAGCUGGGUGUUUUCCGUUGUCGCGUUGCAAGCGUUGUCUCCUGAGGCUUGGACUUUUUGGCCUGGACGAUGAGACACGCAAAGAGAGCUUAUUGUCCUGAUUGGGAUGAAAAAGAUUGGGAUUAUGAAAGAUGGAAGAGCAGCAGCAGUAGUCAUAAAAGAAGAAAGAGAUCACAUAGCAGUGCCUGGGAGAACAAGCGCUGCAGAUAUAAUCACUCUAAAACAUCUGAAAGCUAUUACUUGGAAAGCAGAUCCAUAAAUGAGAAAGAUUACCAUAGUCGACGCUACAUUGAUGAAUACAGAAAUGACUACAAUCAAGGAUGUGAACCUGGACAUCGCCAUAGAGAUUAUGAAAGCAGAUAUCAGAACCAUAGUAGCAAGUCCUCUGGUAGAAGUGGAAGAAGUAGUUAUAAAAGCAAAUACAGAAUUCACCACAGUACUUCACAUCAUCGUUCACAUGGGAAGAGUCACCGAAGGAAAAGAACCAGGAGUGUAGAGGAUGAUGAGGAGGGUCACCUGAUCUGUCAGAGUGGAGACGUACUAAGUGCAAGAUAUGAAAUUGUUGAUACUUUAGGUGAAGGAGCUUUUGGAAAAGUCGUGGAGUGCAUUGAUCAUAAAGCGGGAGGUAGACAUGUAGCAGUAAAAAUAGUUAAAAAUGUGGAUAGAUAUUGUGAAGCUGCUCGAUCAGAAAUACAAGUUCUGGAACACUUAAAUACAACAGACCCUAGCAGUACAUUCCGCUGUGUUCAGAUGUUGGAGUGGUUUGAGCAUCAUGGUCACAUUUGCAUUGUGUUUGAAUUACUAGGACUUAGUACAUAUGACUUUAUUAAGGAAAAUGGUUUUCUGCCAUUUCGACUGGAUCAUAUCAGGAAGAUGGCAUAUCAGAUAUGCAAGUCUGUGAAUUUUCUGCACAGCAAUAAGUUGACUCACACAGACUUAAAGCCUGAAAACAUCUUAUUUGUACAGUCUGACUACACAGAAGUUUAUAAUCCCAAAAUGAAACGUGAUGAACGUACCUUAAUUAAUCCAGAUAUUAAAGUUGUAGACUUUGGAAGUGCAACGUAUGAUGAUGAACAUCAUAGUACAUUGGUAUCUACAAGACAUUACAGGGCACCUGAAGUUAUUUUAGCCCUCGGAUGGUCCCAGCCAUGUGAUGUCUGGAGUAUAGGAUGUAUUCUUAUUGAAUAUUACCUUGGGUUUACUGUAUUUCCAACACAUGAUAGUAAGGAACACUUGGCAAUGAUGGAAAGGAUUCUUGGACCUUUACCAAAACAUAUGGUACAGAAAACAAGGAAACGUAAAUAUUUCCAUCAUGAUCGAUUAGACUGGGAUGAACACAGCUCUGCUGGCAGAUAUGUUUCAAGGCGCUGUAAACCUCUGAAGGAAUUUAUGCUUUCUCAGGAUGCUGAACAUGAGCUUCUCUUUGACCUCAUUCAGAAAAUGUUGGAGUAUGAUCCAGCUAAAAGGAUUACUCUUAAAGAAGCCUUAAAGCAUCCUUUCUUUUACCCCUUGAAAAAAACUAUAAAUCUGUAAUUGUACAGCUCUCUUAAAUCAUAUGGACUGCAUCAGUCUAAUUUUUAAAUGUUAAGUUAUUUUGUACAGCUUUUGUAAAUUUCUUACAUUUUUGUAUUGUGUUUAUUUUGUUUGGAUAACUCAAUUUAAGUAGUAAAGUAAGGAACAUUUUAUCAGUGAUUACUGUAUAAAGUAUUCAGAAUAAAUUUUUUGUGUUUAUGAAAUUUA